CAGCAGAUAAACAGGAAAAAAGACUUUACUCUUCCUUGUUCAUGAGAGGAGGCAGAGUGCGAGGCACAAAGUAGGACUGACGACAAAACCACCAAAACCACAUCCACUGAGCGGGGACAUGUGCAGGAGGGAUCACUGAUUAACCGGCAUACCUCAACCUUGCACUUCAACCUGCUGCUGAACGCACAAAACAACGGAAGGAGCAACAACCAAAAGUGAAAGUAACUCUCAGAGAACUUUCUAGACUGACCUUUUUUUUUAAAAUUUUGUCUGCUUGCUGCGUUUGUAACUUCGACAAAAUGGCGUCCAGGUCAUUGGAUGAUCUCUCCUGUCCGGUCUGCCAAGAGAUCUUCAAAAAUCCAGUUGUUCUUUCAUGCAGCCACAGCUUCUGUAAAGACUGUCUGCAGAGAUGGUGGAGGACAAAACAAUCACGGGAGUGUCCUUGCUGUAAGAGACGAUCCUCAAAGAGUGAUCCGCCUCGUAACCUGGCGUUAAAGAACCUGAUUGAGGUCUUCUCACAGGAGGGGGAUCCGAAAUCUCCGGAAGAGUCAGAGGCUCUCUGCAGUCUGCACGCUGAGAAACUCAAACUCUUCUGUCUGGACCAUCAGGAGCCGGUGUGUGUCGUCUGCAGAGAUUCAAGGAUGCACAACAACCACAGAUUCAGGCCCAUCGAUGAAGCUGCUGUAGAACAAAAAGAGGAGAUACAAAAAUUCCUGAAGCCCUUUCAGGAGAGACUGAAGCUCUUUGAACAAGUUAAAGGAACCUGGGACCUAACAGCAAAGCACCUUAAAGUCCAGGCAACAAACACUGAGAGUAAGAUUAAGGGGCAGUUUAAGAAGCUUCACAAGUUUCUAGAGGAGGAAGAGGAGGCCAGGAUAUGUGCUCUGAGGGAGGAAGAGAAGCAGAAGAGUCAGAUGAUGAAGGAGAAAAUUGAUGCUCUGAACACAGAGAUAGCAGCUCUUUCAGCCACAAUCAGAGUCACACAACAGGAGCUCAGAGCUGAAGACAUCUCAUUCCUGCAGAACUACAAGACUGCAGUGAAAAGGGUCCAACAGUGCCCCCCGCUGGAUGAACCAGAAGUGGUCUCAGGGGCUCUGAUAGACGAGGUCAAACACCUGGGCAACCUGAGAUUCAACAUCUGGAACAAGAUGAGGGGGAUCGUCUCCUACAGUCCUCUGAUUCUGGAUCCAAACACAGCUGAUCCAGAACUCGUCCUGUCUGAGGAUCUUACCAGCGUGAGAGCCGGAGAGCGACAGCAGCUUCCAAAGAAUCUUGAGAGGACCAAGUUCUCCUGCUCCGUCCUCAGCUCUGAAGGAUUUGACUCAGGGACUCACAGCUGGGAAGUUGCAGUUGGAGCAAACAAGGACUGGGAACUGGGGGUCUUGGGAGAGUUCAUCCAGAAGGACGGACGUCUUCAAUCUGGAUUGUGGAGAAUCAUGUUCUCCAGCGGUAAAUUCACUGCAUUCUGCACAUCAGGCUCAGAAAAAGAUCUGCCAGUGGAGCAGCAUGUUCAGAGGAUCAGAGUUCAUCUGGACUUUGACGGAGGAAAGCUGUCGUUCUGUGAUGUAGAUACCAACACACACAUACACACCUUUACACACACUUUCACUGACACACUGUUUCCCUACAUUUACACUGAGAAUCAACUUCCUGUGAAGAUCUUACCUCUCAAGAUCUCUGUGAAGGCAGAGAGACAAAGUCAGAAAUCAUCUCGAAAGAGUUCACCAUAUUGACUAAAGGUUUGAUCUCUUUUUGCCUGUCAGUAUUUACUGAUAUCUUCAGACAAAUUAGACAGGUGGAUGCACAGCUGCAGCAAAGCGCUGGAUUUAUACUGCAUGUAUAUACAGUUGUGCUCAAAAGUUUACAUACCCUGGCAGAAUUUGUGAUUUCUUUGGCCAUUUUUCAGAGAAUAUGAAU
This is a messenger RNA of Notolabrus celidotus (New Zealand spotty), 1917 nucleotides long. Its product is annotated as tripartite motif-containing protein 35-like. The record is from RefSeq and is a predicted model, not a curated record. The transcript has a single exon. The coding region runs from base 300 to 1733 and encodes 477 amino acids. Gene Ontology annotation, molecular function: zinc ion binding; protein binding; ubiquitin-protein transferase activity. Gene Ontology annotation, biological process: protein ubiquitination. NCBI's taxonomy places the organism in Eukaryota, Metazoa, Chordata, Actinopteri, Labriformes, Labridae.